ACCCGUCCAUCGUAUCUCAAAAAGUAAUAAAUUGAAAUCAAUGCGGAUCUGUAUAAUAGGUGCCGGAGCUGCCGGUCUGUGUGCGGCCCGACAUCUCUCACAAAACAAAGAGUUUGAGUUUGAAAUCUUUGAAAAGACUGAUAAAAUCGGUGGCAUUUGGAACUACACUGAUUUGGUAGACUUGGAUGAAAAUGGACAACCAAUACAUACGAGUAUGUAUAAGCACAUGAGGACUAACCUUCCGAUGGAAAUCAUGGCAUUCCCUGACUUUCUAAUAAAAUAUGAGACAUCAUUCGUAUCGCAUACUCGUGUCCUUCAAUAUCUCAAUGAGUAUACAAAACAUUUUCAAUUAUAUCAAUAUAUUCGGUUUAAUCACUUGAUAUUAAAUGUCUGGAGAAAUGAAAAUGUUUGGAAAGUUAGUGUAAAAGAUUUGAAUACAAAUCAAAUUAGUGAUAAUACUUAUGAUUCAGUUUUCGUUUGCAACGGAAGAUAUUCAAAGCCUAAGAUUCCUAAUAUUAAAGGCUUAGAAAAUUUUAAGGGAAAAGUAAUACACAGUCAUAGCUAUAGAGAACCGCAACCUUUUAAAGAUCAGAUGGUUCUGGUGUUAGGAGGGGGUCCGUCGGGAAUCGAUAUCGCCAUUGAAGUGGCAGAUCAGGCAAAACAAGUCAUUUUUUGUCACACAAAUGAUAAACCAUUUAUUAAUUUACCCAAAAAUAUUAGACAAGAAAUAAGUAAUAUUAAAGAAAUCUCAGAAAACAAAGUUUUAUUGAAAAACGACAAUCAUUUUACAAUUAAUGCUAUUAUAUGGGCCACUGGUUAUCACUUUGACUUCUCAUUUCUUGACCAAAACUGUGGUAUUAAUGUUAAUACUAAUGGGAGAGUUGAAGGCAUUUAUUUACAUUUAAUUAAUCAAAAGUUUCCCUCAAUGGCUAUAUGGGCCAUACCUAUGACUGUUAUACCAUUUCCUUUAUAUAAUCUACAGAUCUUAUUAUUUAUCAAAUGUCUUACUCGACAAUUAACAUUACCGUCCAUUGAAGACAUGGAUAAAGAUACAAAACAAGACCUAGAAAUGAGACAAUCGCUGGGAUUAAGUGAAAGACAUAGUCAUAAAAUGAGUGGAAAUUUAUUUUUUCAAUACUGCGAUAAAUUGUCACAAAUUGCUAAUAUUGAGCCCUUUUCACAAGUUAUGAGAAAACUUAAUAAAGAUAUACAUGUUAUGCGACAAAAUGAUAUAACCGGAUAUAAAAAUGUAAAUUUUCAUAUUAUUUCUGAUAAAACUUAUAUAAUUAAGUGA
Molecule: messenger RNA, 1294 nt
Organism: Oppia nitens
Lineage: Eukaryota; Metazoa; Arthropoda; Arachnida; Sarcoptiformes; Oppiidae
Exons: 5
Coding region: 41-1294 (417 amino acids)
Molecular function (GO): N,N-dimethylaniline monooxygenase activity; flavin adenine dinucleotide binding; NADP binding
Source: RefSeq, a predicted model, not a curated record